GUAAAGGGUAAUAUAGUAUUGUGAGAAGAGAAAGACACACACGUUGUAAAAUAAAAACAAUCGGGUGCGAGAGCGAACAGGGGUUAUACAAUGCGGACGUGUGGUGGUAUAAAAAUAAUCGAGUGAAAGCUGUACACAUUCAUAAGCAGCGCCACAAAGUACAAACUCCUCUCCUUCGCCACCCCCGCCUUCUUUUCUUUUCUUUUUCUCUCAUUUUCUCGCACUUUCUUUCUUCAUCACCCAAACACCCAGGUCACUUCCUCUUUUUCUUUUCAUCUCCUACCUUUCCUUAUACUGAUGAUGAUGAUAAUAAAUUAAACUUGUUACGGCAAAAUUUUCAUCCACCCAUUAUUUUUUAGCUUAUUCUUUAAAACUUUCUCAGCAACCAAACAGGAUUUUUUUCUCUCUCUUAAAGUUGGCUCCUUUUUGAUCCUUUAUUUCGUGUUUCUAUCAGGAGAGAGAGUUGGAGUCACCAUUGUUGAGUUAUAGCAUUUGAGAAAAGGAGGAAGGCCAUGGCAGACUUGGAAAACUUGCUACUGGAGGCAGCGGGAAGAACAACAGGAGCCAUGAGAAACAGGCAUGCAAUUCCACCAUCUAGAAGGAUACCUGUGGAUGAUGAUGGAAGUGAUUCCAUGGAUGAAGAAGAUUCAGAUAUUGAUGCAUCUGAAUCUUCUUUGCAGAAAAGGAAGGAACCUACUCAAGGCAGUGAGAAAGGCAAUGGCGAAAUCAGUUCAGAUGAAGGUGAAGAGUCUGAUGCUGGGAGUGAUCUUUACAGGAAUGAGGAGGACAAGAAGAGGCUUGCAGAGAUGACUGAGCUUGAAAGAGAGAUGAUUUUAUCUGAAAGAGCAAUUAAGAAAGAUGACAAAAGUUUAAAGAAGAAAUUGAGAUUGAAGUUGCACAUUCCAAGGUCAAUGGUAUCCAAAAAAGAUACCUUACCUCCUACAUUGUCAUACAAUUCACGUUCAUCUGCAAGAACUGUUGAUAGGACGGCUGCAGUGGAUGGUGCUUUGAAUCAGUUGAGAGUUAAACGUCUGAAACAGCAGGAUUCAAAGGGUGUUGGAAGCUCAAUUACAAUUAAGAAGAAAGCUCCUAUUUCAGAGGGUUUGAGUAGCUCCUCCUCUAGUGAUGGGGAGAAUCUAAGUGGUUCUGAUAGUGAAGAUGACAAAAGGGUUGACAGUGAUGAUGAGAGGGGAUUUCCUGGUUCAGAGCCACCAUCAUAUGAUGAUAUAAAGGGCAUUACCAUUCAAAGGUCUAAGCUAGCAAAGUGGCUUAUGGAACCUUUCUUUGAGGAUUUGAUUGUUGGUUGCUUUGUGAGAGUUGGGAUUGGGAAGUCUACAACUGGACCUGUCUACAGGCUUUGCAUGGUGCAGAGUGUUGAUUCAUCACACAAGAACUCAGAGUACAAGCUAGAGGGAAAAAUUACACAUAAAUACUUGGUUUGUUUUUGGGGCAAUGAAAGUUCUGCUACCAAAUGGCAGAUGGCAAUGAUUUCGGAUUCUCCUCCAAGUGAAGAGGAGUUUGAGCACUGGGCUAGAGAAGUAAAACGCAGUGGAGGGCGGAUGCUUCUAAAACGAGAUGUGUUAGAAAAGAUGGACGCCAUACAAAAUGCUCACUCUUUUGUGUACUCAGCAACUACUGUGAAGCAAAUGUUGCAGGAGAAGAAACAUGCCUCAUCAAGGCCAUUAAAUGUUGCUGUUGAAAAGGAUCGACUUAGGAAUCGGUUGGAAGUUGCUGAAAGUAAAUCUGAUUGGGUGGAAGCUGAGAAGAUCAAGAACAGGCUCCAAGAACUAGAAGCAUCAAGGCAAGCUGGAGUUAAAGAUGUCAAAGCUAUUAGACUAUCUGAGAUGAACAAGAAAAACAGGGCUGAAAAUUUCAAAAAUGCCUCAGAAUUGAGGCCAGCAGGUACUAGUUUGAAAGCUGGGGAUGCUGGAUAUGAUCCCUUUUCAAGGAGAUGGACCAGAUCAAGAAAUUACUAUGUUGCCAAGGCUGAUGUUGUGGAGGAAGUAACUAACAAAGAGAACCAAGUAACAAAAGAAAUUGGCAUUGAAGCUACAACAGCAGCAUUAGAAGCUGCAGCUGAUGCUGGAAAAUUGAUUGAUACUAUUGCUCCAAUUGAUCAAGGGACAAACUCAAACAUGUUGCACAACUUUGAUCUGUCAAUAUCCUUGACGAUGCUUCAGAAGUUCGGCGGACCUAAGGGCGCUCAGCUUGGAUACUUAGCAAGAAAACAGAAGAUAGAAGCAACAGUUGGAUGCAGAAUCCCAGAGAAUGAUGGGAAGGGGCAUCCUCUAACUUUGACAGUCAGUGACUACAAGAUAAGACGAGGGCUCCUCUAAACAUGAUGGUGCUUCGGCCAAGUAAGGUGAUGGUUUUGGUUUUAGGCUUUUAGCAUGAAGAAGUUGAGGCCAUCUCAACUCAGUAAUAGUUUUGUUUUCAUUUUUUUUAGAACAGUUCUGUAUUCUCCAAGAUCAGCUAGCACCACAUUUUCAUAACAAUGAUGCUUAAGCAUUUACAUGAAA
Molecule: messenger RNA, 2519 nt
Organism: Cannabis sativa
Lineage: Eukaryota; Viridiplantae; Streptophyta; Magnoliopsida; Rosales; Cannabaceae
Product: protein RTF1 homolog
Exons: 2
Coding region: 513-2336 (607 amino acids)
Cellular component (GO): Cdc73/Paf1 complex
Molecular function (GO): RNA polymerase II C-terminal domain phosphoserine binding; DNA binding
Source: RefSeq, a predicted model, not a curated record